GAGAGAGAGAGAGAGAGAGAGAGAGAGAGAGAGAGAUGUGAAACUAAUUCAAUCCCUUGUGUGGUGUGGUGGUCUCGACCCCCAGGUGGAUAUGGACCCCCUGCCAAGCAGAACGUAAAGACCCAGAUCUAUAAGAUCGUAGAAGCCAAUAAUCACUGGAGCCUGAUGCCCCGUACGCUGGAGGGCCAGAUCACGAUGGAGAAGACCCCCAGCUACUUCAUCACCAAGGAGGCCCCGCGCCGCCUCUUCUCCAUGAGCCGCCACACCAAGCUCAUCGUGGUGGUCCGGGACCCCGUGACCCGCGCCGUGUCCGACUACACCCAGACGCUCACCAAGUCCCCGGGCCUGCCCUCCUUCCAGAGCCUGGCCUUCCGCAACGGCUCCUCCACCAUCGACACGGCCUGGAGCGCCGUGCGCAUCGGCAUCUACGCCAAGCACCUGGAGAACUGGCUGCGCUACUUCCCGCUGUCGCGCUUCCUGUUUGUGAGCGGCGAGCGGCUGGUGAUGGACCCGGCCGGGGAGAUGGGCCGCGUGCAGGACUUCCUGGGGCUGAAGCGCGUGGUGACGGACAAGCACUUCUACUUCAACCAGACCAAGGGCUUCCCCUGCCUGAAGAAGCCGGAGGGCAGCAGCCGGCCACGGUGCCUGGGGAAGUCCAAGGGCCGGCCCCACCCUCGCAUCCCGGCCCAGGUGCUGAGGAGACUCAGGGACUUCUACCGGCCCUUCAACCUCAAGUUCUACCAGAUGACGGGGCACGAUUUCGGCUGGGACUGAGCCGACCGACCGGGGGGCUCGUCAGCGCCCAAGCUCUUAGAAAGGAAACUCUCGGUGGAGCUUUGUCGGCAAGACAACCGAACAAACAAACUGAUUUAAAACAAACUGAUAAUGUAGCUUCGCUCGGCCACCGAAGCUCUUACAGUGGUUCCCUUUCAGUUGAUUAAAGCUGUGUACCAAAGUUUCAACCCUGUAGAAAGAGAGUUUUACCAAAUAUUGAGGCUCCUUUGUAUGAACCUCGGACAGUUUUAGGGCUCCCCUCGGACCGUUCUGUCUUGCAGGUAUAGCUGUGUUUUGGCCAGCAGCCUGAACCAAAGCUCAGGGGAAAUGCUAGCCAUAACUCUGCGGUCGGACGUUUCUCCUGUUGUCGUUUUUUCUUUUUUUUUUACAAAGCAUGACUUUAGAGCCAAAGAUAAAUUGAAUAUUUUUGUAUCUUGAGUCCUUGGUCCACUGAGUCAAAAAAGAUGUGUAGUUAAGAUGUGAUUUACUGGAGUUAUUUUGAACGAACAGAGUAGUGGCGCUUUUCCAUAGUGUGUAAAAGGUGUCUUUUAACAGAGAUACCUAUUGGUUGACAGAACUUAACUAGUCUAAGAAGAAGGGAUUUCAUUCAAAAUGUUUAUGUGUAAGAAGCCACACGCACACGCACACACACACACACACACAAUUGCACACACAUACACGUCAUACAAUUAUCUUGUGGUUUUGGUGAUGUGGCCGAUUUUUAUUCAGCAAUCAUACUGGUCUAGUUCCAUUUUUGCACUAAAUUUAAAUCACAAUACAAUGUUGGCCUUAUUAAUAAUGCAUGAUUUAUAAAUAAUUCAUAAAAUAAUAACAUAGAAUAAAAACAAGGUACAAGUUUUAGAGCGCCACACUUUCCAAUAAAUCAUCUGUUUUUGAAUUAGCAUGUAGUCAAUAAUUUGACGUGGCGCUUUACGUAACACGAAAACUUUGGUCAAAUUCAGCACAGUUGCAAUGUGUGUGGAUUCCAGUUAUAGUUCGUCAUUUUAUUCAGCGUGAAUAAUCUUUUAAUAUCUACUUCCUGGUAAAAUAAAACUUUUAACUUUUUUUAAAUAAAACAAUACAAUAAUUCCAAACAUGACUUGUUAUGCGCUGUAAAAUUGCUAUAAUUUAUGUCCAGUCUAAUGCUCUUCUUUUUUACCCUAUGUGUUCAACAACAUAAGCUUAUUUUGUACCACUGUACAUUUCUUAAAGCCUAAUUUAUAAUAAAUGUACAAAAUAUGGUGGAAAUGUUUUCACUGAUGGUUUUGUAUUUGGAUA
Messenger RNA from Gadus chalcogrammus (walleye pollock), 2052 nucleotides. RefSeq names its product heparan sulfate glucosamine 3-O-sulfotransferase 6-like. The transcript has 3 exons. The record is from RefSeq and is a predicted model, not a curated record. The annotation marks the transcript as partial. Lineage: Eukaryota; Metazoa; Chordata; Actinopteri; Gadiformes; Gadidae. Gene Ontology annotation, molecular function: [heparan sulfate]-glucosamine 3-sulfotransferase activity.